Molecule: messenger RNA, 501 nt
Organism: Capronia coronata CBS 617.96
Lineage: Eukaryota; Fungi; Ascomycota; Eurotiomycetes; Chaetothyriales; Herpotrichiellaceae
Exons: 1
Coding region: 1-501 (166 amino acids)
Source: RefSeq, a predicted model, not a curated record
AUGCCACCCACACCCUCCAACAACGUCGCCUACACCGCCGCCAUCAACCCUCCCAACACCACCCCCGUCCUCUCGUACGCCCAGAUCUGGCGCGGCCUCCAGCUCAAGAUCAAAGCCGGCCAAGACUUUGUCGGCGGCGCAAUCAUAGCCACCGACGUGAUCUCGACCUCUGAAACCGACAACGGCCACCCGGUCACCGUGCGCGAAGUCGUCUUCCGCGAAGGCAACCGCCGCGUCCGGGAGACAUGUAUUGCGUACGAACCGAUGAAGGUCGAAUUCCACCAGCCGGACGGGAGCAAAGUGCAGAACGUCAUUAGCCAGGGCGCCCAGGGCGACAAGGACCUGUACAUGACGUAUACUUUUGAAUGGCUACAUCCCGAAUGUGAGGGCGAUGAGGCGGCGUUGGCGGCGAAGAGGGAGAAGGAAUGGGCUAUGGCGAAGACGGCGGUCGAGAAGACACUCGAGGUCAUGAGGGAGAUGGUGAAGGAUGGGAGGAUAUGA